Messenger RNA from Aspergillus puulaauensis, 1293 nucleotides. Its product is annotated as calcium/proton exchanger. Gene Ontology annotation, cellular component: fungal-type vacuole membrane. Gene Ontology annotation, biological process: intracellular calcium ion homeostasis; calcium ion transmembrane transport. The record is from RefSeq and is a predicted model, not a curated record. Bases 1 to 1293 code for a protein of 430 amino acids. Gene Ontology annotation, molecular function: calcium:proton antiporter activity. Lineage: Eukaryota; Fungi; Ascomycota; Eurotiomycetes; Eurotiales; Aspergillaceae. The transcript is spliced from 3 exons.
AUGACUGGUCUUUCAACAAGCAAUGGCGUGCCAGAGCCCAAUGAGCGGGACUCCCUAAUCGGCGACUCUCACGGCAAUCCAGCUCAGCGGAAGCCGGAGCGACACUGGACCAACUGGCCGUCCCAUGCUGCGCACUUGACCUGGCAGGUUCUUGUGCGCGACUAUGUCAACAUUCUUCUUGUUUUCGUCCCAUUGGGUAUCAUUUCCGGUGCUCUCAAGUGGGAUAGCGUAACUGUCUUCGUCCUGAACUUCUUCGCCAUCGUCCCGCUUGCUUCGCUGCUCAGUUUCGUGACGGAGGAAUUGGCUGCAACCCUAGGCCAGGCACUUGGUGGCCUGAUGAAUGCGACGUUUGGAAAUGCUGUUGAGCUGAUUGUCAGCAUCAUUGCCCUGAAAGAUAACCAGAUCCGCGUUGUCCAAGCCAGUAUGCUUGGAAGCAUCCUAUCCAACAUCCUCCUCGUUCUCGGCUGCUGUUUCUUAGUUGGCGGCCUCCGUUAUCCCGAGCAAACUUUCAAUAGCACAGUCGCAUCCACCAUGUCAUCUCUGAUGACCGUCUCGUCCGCGUCGUUGAUUAUUCCUGCUACCCUCUACGCUUCAUUGACAUCCAGCAACUCCGACAAGACCGACUCGCAGAUCCUAUUCCUGUCUCACUGGACCGCCAUUAUUCUCCUCGUUCUCUACAUCAUAUACCUAUUCUUCCAACUCAAGUCGCACUCGCAACUUUUCGAAGAAGUAAACCAUGAGACAUCUGGAGAUCCCGAAGCCGCAGGAGAUAGCGUCCCGGAGCACGAAGAGGAACAAUUGCUUAACCCGUGGGCCGCCAGCGUUGCCUUAGUGAUUGUGACGAUUCUUGUUGCCAUCUGCGCCGACUACUUGGUUGGAAGCAUUGAUAGCAUUGUGGAAAAGACCGGAAUGACCCGGACUUUCAUUGGUCUUAUUCUAAUCCCCAUCGUCGGAAAUGCGGCGGAGCAUGUAACUGCAGUUGUGGUCGCCUGGAAGGGCAAGAUGGAUCUUGCUAUUGGCGUUGCUAUCGGAAGCAGUCUCCAGAUUGCUCUGUUCGUGACUCCUUUCCUCGUCAUCUUGGGCUGGAUCAUGAAUGUCGAAAUGACCCUGCACUUCCAUAUUUUCGAAACCGUGGCCUUCUUUAUCUCAGGCCUGGUCGUGACUUUCCUCAUUCAAGACGGCAAGUCGAACUACCUUGAAGGCUGCCUGUGCUUGGGAAUGUACUUGAUCUUAGCACUUGCCUUCUGGGUGUACCCGGACGCCCCGAACGAUAGCGCUCUCUUCCACACUUAA